Messenger RNA from Kockovaella imperatae, 1443 nucleotides. Its product is annotated as mitochondrial carrier domain-containing protein. Gene Ontology annotation, molecular function: L-ornithine transmembrane transporter activity. Bases 45 to 1064 code for a protein of 339 amino acids. The record is from RefSeq and is a predicted model, not a curated record. The transcript is spliced from 4 exons. Lineage: Eukaryota; Fungi; Basidiomycota; Tremellomycetes; Tremellales; Cuniculitremaceae. Gene Ontology annotation, biological process: mitochondrial L-ornithine transmembrane transport.
UAAAUUUUGAUUUUUUUUCUCUCUAUCUCUUGACCAACACCACCAUGUCUGACGAUGGGGCCAAGGCAAAUGCAGCGAGGGAUAUCACGUUUGGAUCUAUUGCGGGGAUGAUUUCAAAGGUGUUUGAGCAUCCGUUUGAUCUGGUCAAAGUGAGGUUACAGUCUCAGCCCGGGGACGCACCUGCAUCGUUCAGUGGACCGCUGGAUUGCUUUAAACAGACGUAUGGGAAGGAAGGAUGGCGGGGGCUGUAUAGGGGCUUGUCGAUGCCUGUUAUCGGCGCUAUGGCGGAGAAUGCGACACUGUUUUUGGUCUACAACAAGUGUCAAGAUGCCAUCGUUGCGGCGUCGUCGUCGUCGCCGGGAGUUUCGGAAAAGGUGUUGGGGAAGAGGAGAGAGCUGAGCACGCCAGAGUUGGCUUUGGCCGCCGGAGCUGCAGGCGCGUGUGCGAGUUUUAUCUUGACACCGAUUGAGCUUAUCAAGUGUCGGAUGCAGGUGCAAAUGUUGGUGAGGGAGGCCGGCAUGAGCGCCAGCACGGGCGGCCCAGCGAGUAGCGCAAGGACUUUGGGAACUGUCGCUCCACCCGAAGGCCCCCUUUCUCUCAUCUUUUCCACCCUUCGUACCCAAGGCAUCCGUGGACUCUGGCUCGGACAACUGGGGACACUUUUCCGAGAAACUGGAGGAUCUGCCGCGUGGUUCACAACUUACGAACUCGUCUCUGGUUGGUUCCUUUCUCGGCGACAAGCGAUGGUCGCGACCCCUUUGGUCAAGUCUGAUCUCCCGACAUGGCAACUCAUGGCAUCGGGCGCAGCGGCAGGAGCAGCGUACAAUGUCAUCCUUUUCCCUGCGGACAGUGUCAAAUCGUCCAUCCAAACGUGGGCCGAAUUACAUCCUGAUAAGCCGAGAUUGGGUUUCUUGGCAAUGGGUCAAAAGAUUUGGAAGACGAAAGGGAUCAAAGGGUUGUAUGCGGGAUGUGGGAUGACAGUGUUGAGGAGUGCGCCGAGCUCGGCCAUGAUAUUCUUCAUCUAUGAGACGCUGCAGGGGAGGUUUGGCAGGUAUUUUGAUUAGCGCCUGUGUGGAUGUACAAUUGGAGCAUGAUUGUGUGCUGAUGGCUAAAGGUGCCUCACACAGACGAUCUCCCUCCUGUGUACUCACACAAGGCUGUGCCCAACCAAGUCAACCUUAUAAGGCUCUACCCACUCAAGGACAUGUUGCUCAUCCUCACAGGGCUCUGCCCACUCAAGACACAUUGCUGCACUCAUCCUCACAAGGCUCUACCCACUCAAUUUCCCGCAAAGGCUACCCACAUCCCACUAGCAUCCUUCAAACGAUCCCUUCCCAAUUUAUCCCUUCAAAGCAGCCCUUCGAAGUGGUCGCUCCACAGGAUAUAAGAACAUGGCAGCAGAUGUGCUCUUCUUUCCCCCCUCCCCCCCCCCCAUCUCUUCAC